Molecule: messenger RNA, 672 nt
Organism: Amblyraja radiata (thorny skate)
Lineage: Eukaryota; Metazoa; Chordata; Chondrichthyes; Rajiformes; Rajidae
Product: guanine nucleotide-binding protein G(t) subunit alpha-2-like
Biological process (GO): detection of chemical stimulus involved in sensory perception of bitter taste; adenylate cyclase-modulating G protein-coupled receptor signaling pathway
Cellular component (GO): cytoplasm; photoreceptor outer segment; heterotrimeric G-protein complex
Molecular function (GO): G protein-coupled receptor binding; G-protein beta/gamma-subunit complex binding; GTP binding
Source: RefSeq, a predicted model, not a curated record
AUGUUGCCAGGGCUUGAGGUAUCGGGCGAGGUUGAGCAGGACAGGACUCUAUUCCUUGGAGCGCAGGAGGAUAAGCGCUACUUGAACAAUCUGGUCACAAUUACUUCUCCUGGCUAUAUUCCAAAUGAAGAAGAUGUCUUGAGGUCCAGAGUUAAUACCACAGGUAUUAUUGAAGAACAGUUCGCUUGCCAGGACCUGAACGUCAGAAUGCUUGACGUCGGUGGACAGGUGUCUGAGCGGAAGAGGUGGAUCCACUGUUUCGAGGGAGUUACCUGUAUUAUCUUCUGCGGUGCACUCAGUGCGUAUAACAUGGUGUUGGUGGAAGAUGACAAUAUGAACCGAAUGCACGAGAGUCUCCAUCUCUUCGACAGUAUUUGCAACACAGAUAGGCCCCUUGGCCAUGAUGACAAAGAAAAAGUCAAGAAAGUUCACUUGAGCAUCUGCUUCCCAGACUCAGACUAUGACGGUUCCAAUUCAUAUGAAGAUGUGAGCAAUUGCAACAAGAUCCAAUUCCUAGACCUCAACAUGCGCAAAAAUGUCAAAGAAAUCUAUGCACACUUGACAUGCACCACUGACUCAAAACCCAUCAAGUUUGUGUUUGAUGCUGUGAAAGAUAUCAUCAUUAAAGAAAAUUUUAAAGACUGUGGACUUUUCCAAAUAUUUCAGCUUUGA